This is a messenger RNA of Centropristis striata (black sea bass), 2542 nucleotides long. It is a transcript of the gene eif4ebp2, whose product is annotated as eukaryotic translation initiation factor 4E binding protein 2. NCBI's taxonomy places the organism in Eukaryota, Metazoa, Chordata, Actinopteri, Perciformes, Serranidae. Gene Ontology annotation, biological process: negative regulation of translational initiation. Gene Ontology annotation, molecular function: eukaryotic initiation factor 4E binding. The transcript has 3 exons. The coding region runs from base 177 to 518 and encodes 113 amino acids. The record is from RefSeq and is a predicted model, not a curated record. Gene Ontology annotation, cellular component: cytoplasm.
CUGCCUUUGCUGAGGGAGGGGACGGUGCUGACGGCUGGGAGGACGAAAGGAGAGACAAGAAAGCUUUUGGGAAGAUAUAAGAGAGUGGGGAACGGCCCGGGUUUCCACCGUCCGUCGGGAAAUAAACACCCCAUUUUUCUGUAGCUGCUGAGUUUGUCACCGAAUCGGCGCUGAAAAUGACCAGUCGUCAGCAUAGCGAGAGCAGGGCCAUCCCGACCAGGACGGUGUUGAUCAACGACACAACGCAGCUACCUCAUGACUAUUGUACCACCCCUGGAGGCACUUUAUUCUCUACCACUCCCGGAGGAACCCGGAUCAUCUAUGACCGUAAGUUCCUACUGGACAGGCGCAACUCUCCCAUUGCCCAGACUCCCCCGGCUCACCUGCCUGUCAUCCCUGGAGUGACCAGCCGAAAUGUCCUGAGAGAGAACAAGAAGAAUGAAGCCAACAACCACAUCAACAACCAUGAUGGCAAGCCCGCAACCGGUGAUGAUGCUCAGUUUGAAAUGGACAUCUAACAGACUGGAACCACACCAGCAAAAGCAAAUGACCUGGCAUCACACGUGCCAGUGGCUUGGCUUGUAGAAACCAAUGUUGUGAGCCCUCAUGGCAGCCAUCUUCUUUAGCUCUCUGUCUCGCUGCUGGAUGUAAUGUGUGUAAACCAUGGGGAUUCAGUGUGUCAUACAUACAUGUACAGCGCGGCCAACUCUGGAAACUAUGUUUAUUUGUGUAGCUUUCCAUGGUUACCAGCUGCUGUACAAACCACACAAUGAGGGAGCGGGCCUGAAUAUAAUGUACCCAGACACAUUGUCCAAUUAGCAGAUUGCAGUGCUUAUCUUCCAGCUUUCUGAGUCAGGAUCUUUAACAGGGCACACUGUAAAACUGACAAUAUUCCAAGUUAAUUAGGGGAGGAAGUGGUAUUUCUUUAGUACUGGCCUUAGAAUCAGUCAAAAGCUUUGAUAUUCAUCACAGUCUGGUUUUUAAAGACCCUUUUAAGCUUUUAUUUAAGUGAUUUUUAUUUCUUUUUUGUUUUUGUUUUUGGAACUACUUGAAAAGCUCCACAAUCUAUUAUCGGUUGUUUGGUCUGUUAAGUUUCCCAUGAUGAUAUGCAAAGGGACGCUGUGUUGUUUUUUAUUUUGCGUUUAGGUGAAGUUUUCAUGCCAUUCCAAGACUUUAGUUUCCAUAACCGACACAAGCAUGUGUUAGUUUCUAAUUUUCAGGGGAAAACUUAUUUUAAUACAUUUUAGGCAGCAAUUAUAAUUGUCAUCAUCAAAUGAUUGUAUUUCCCACUAUUGCAUAAAGCUUAUAUAAAUCAAGCAAUUGAAAACAAGCAUUUUUAUUCAGAAUUAAUUGUCAGAAUAUCAAGCCACUCGAAUCAUCAAUAUCGUGACUUUGCUAAGUUUUUUAGUUACACAUUUCUCUCCUGCCGAGAAAGGAUUUCUCCAGAUUUGAUGUCAGGUUUUCUUGUCUUCAUAAUCUGAUAAAUGGAAGAAUUACUUGGCAACAUCUAUCAGGUGUUUUUGACUAUCCAGACGAGAUAAACAUUUAGAUUCAUGUGAAAGCGGUUGAUAUCCCUCUCGUAAUUUUUGGGUGAAAUACAAGAAGAUUUUUGAAAAACUUGAAGUAAACCAGAUGUUUUAUAUGCAUUUUAUUUUUUAAUACAGUUUCUUAGUAUUGAGGGUAUUUGUUUGGGCACUAUCAGCACUGUCAGGCCUUUGGAUUUGUUUUACGAGAGUCAAAGAAGCAGAAGACAUUGUUUGCAUCAGGCUUGAUAGAUGUUGUCCCUUCAUCUACAAAUCUGUCCCCAGUGUCCUUAAUCCAUCAUACAAAACCUUAUUCUUUCCACGUGUCAUGUCUCUCCAUGCCUUACUUCAAAUGCAGUAACUCAAAUAAAACUAGGUUCCUAGUCAUCAAUUUGUACUUUCCAACAGAUGUUUAUUUUUUCACUGUAACAUUGAACAGGUGACAUUGUACUUGGCAAUUGAGCAAAACAAGAACUUUUUACAUUUCUUUUUUUUCAUCCUCAAGCAGCUGUGAAGUUUGAAAGUGUGAUGGGGCACAUUUCAUUUUGGGAUGCUGAAGUUUAGAUGUGGUUAAAAGAAUGCCACAUGCUCAUUUAGUCCCAAUAAUUUGUUUGUUGUUUUUUUUUUUUACACCACAGUCAUAGUCCUGUCUGCUAAUUGUACUCUGUCCAAGUAGCAGCUCUUAACUUGGAAAAUAAAUCACCAUCAAGUUCCCAUUUUUUUAAAUUAAAAAUGAAUUCACACAACAAGUUUGUUUCUCUGUAUGACUGGAGCCGCUGAAUGGCUGAAAUGAUGUCUAUCAAAGAUUUUCUUUUUUUCUUUUUGGCUUUGUAAUUAAUUCUGGCCAUGUUUGAUGACAAAUACAACAAGGGGGUUGCUUGAACCCAAUUCGCAUUGCACAUUUUUGGCGUUGAAACUUUCUAUUACGGCAUCAUAAUUCAGAUUGCAGAUUUAUUUCAAAUCAGUUUGGUUUGACAAUGAGGGCUUAACAUUGUGUGUUGAAAGAGAUUUGAAACAAA